Molecule: messenger RNA, 1776 nt
Organism: Aspergillus heteromorphus CBS 117.55
Lineage: Eukaryota; Fungi; Ascomycota; Eurotiomycetes; Eurotiales; Aspergillaceae
Exons: 4
Coding region: 1-1776 (591 amino acids)
Source: RefSeq, a predicted model, not a curated record
AUGACCUCGCGAGAAGAUAACGUCCUCGCCGCCCGCGACCCGUCUCUCGCCGACGAGAACGACUGGGAAGAGUUCAGCCUCUCCGAGGUCCGCGUCCUGCUGCCGGGCAAGUCCCGCUAUGCCAAUCUGCUCACGGCCUCGCCGGAGACUCCCGUCCAGGUGACGGGCUGUCUGGAUGAGGUGGAGGAUGAGCAGGAGCGAUUGGUCCUCGACCCCGAUUACCUCACCAAACGCAUCGUGCUCGAAAACGUCACCCACUUCGCCUACGGCCAGCACAAUGACGGCGAAGUCGGCUUCUGGGUCGCCGGCCGCGCCGGCUGGUUCGCCAUCUCCCCCGCCAAGGGCUACAAGCCCAUGUUCAAUGACGUGGUCGAGGCUAUUGACUUGCUGUAUUUUCUGGCCGAUCGCCAUCAGUCGAAACGGCGCAAGAGGGGGUGGAACCCCAGUGUGGAGUAUUUGUGCGAUGAGUACGUGAGCCAUACGCACGGCAUCUGCGAGGACGCAGACGAUUCCGCAGAGGUGUUCUACAAACAUCAUCACUUCCUGCUGUCCCGCAUGCUGAAGGGCGAGGAGAACGUGCAGUGGACGAAUACGAGCAUUUUCGAGCAUCUGUGUGAGAAGUUCCCGGAGGAUUACGAGCAGAUUAAAGCGCAGUACGAAGGCGUGAAGGAGGUAGAGUCCGAGGACGAAGAAUCGGAAGACGACGAGAUGAAAGAAGAGAAGACACACGAGCCCGACUCCACCGGUCUAUCCAAAGGACAAGCCGACUCUAUAUACGCCGUCAUCCUCGACCUCAAGGAGGCAGGCUACCUGGCCAAACGCCAACUCAACCUCGACCUCCUCCUCACCACCCUAGUCUCCCGCUUCGAGAUCGACGGCCCCGAAUACGCGCACGACCUCGUCUCCUCCCGCGCCGACGCCAUCCUCUCCCUCAUGGACGACGCCAAAACCUACAACUUCGACUGGUCCCGCAAGGUCAUCUACCGGGAACUCAAAGCCGCGUCGCGCAAGAACCGCGUCCAAGAAAUCACCCUCACGCCCCUACGGCCCCGGCCCGCCGAAAACAAUGUCUCCUCCGGCGAAGGCGAAGGCGACGGCGACGGCGACCAAAGCGAGCCAGACGACGCCCCCAAACCCCGGCGUCGCCGCGUCCGCAAAUCCGUCUUACGACCUAAAUCCUCCGUCGCGUCCAAACGCACCGGGAAACGCACGCGCAGCGCGGCGGCGGCAGCAGACCCAGACGACGCCUACGCAUCAGAUCCCAACCCGGACGCGAUGGACGACCUCGAGACCCCCAGCAAAGUCCGCGGGCACGAUCUUGUCCGCGAUCCGCUCUCCACGCGCGCCAAACGCAGAACCCGCUCCAUCCUCUCCGACUCCGGGUCGAAUUACCAGAAGGCGCCCCUCCAGGAAACCCUCCAGAGCCGGAACACCUCCGUGUCGGCUGCGGACCGCGAACCCACCGCCGACCCGUCGGAGAUGGACCAUCCCCCCGAUGCCGACGAUAGUCUGUCGGAUACAUGGACGUGUCAGGUGCGGGGAUGCGGGAAGGUCAUUCACAAGAGCCAUUCUAAGCGCGGGAAGGACAUGAUCGAGGACCAUUCCCUGGCGCACGCGGACGAUGCCAAGGCGAAGAUGGAUUUGGUGUUUGCGGAACAGAGGCUGAAUGUUGGGCUGCCGGUGGAUAAUCUGCUCAAUCGGAUUAGGGAGCUGGGCGCGGGCGCGGCGAUUGGGGAGCUGGCGGAGGGCGUCGCGGUGAAUGGGCUGUCGGUGUAA